AUGCAUGAUGUAAAAUUUGCUGCAAUAUGUGAACCAAAGGCAGAUGUCUCACAAAUUGAGUACAUUAGACUUCGCCUUUCGUUUGACGCUAUAGAGAUUAACAUGUCAGGCGAUUUAUGGGUUUUUUAUAGUUUGCCAUUUACGUGCUCUGUGUUGGGUCGAUCUUCCCAACAUAUCUCUCUUCUAGUUUAUCACUCUUGGCUGCCAGGAAAUUUAGUUGUCUCAUUUGUUCAUGCGAGUUGCUCGAGGGAGGAGAGGCGGGCACUGUGGCAUGCUUUGUUGGCUGACAAACCAACUUCGGUACCUUGGUGCGUGUGUGGGGACUUUAACGUGAUUCUAGAGCCACAGGAGAAGAGAGGAGGGCGCCCAUUUGGCAACACUGAGGGACAAGAGCUAUUGUCAUUUAUGGAGGAGGCUGCGGUAUUUGACAUGGGAUUCCCAGGGUCAAGCUUCACAUGCUGUAACAAUCAAAGGGGCCGCGCAAGAAUUUGGAAGAGAUUGGAUAGGCUCUUGAUCAAUAAAGAAUGUGCGACGUUGCCAUUGUUCAUUUCGGAAGUGGGUGGACUUCCAUUGCGGAUCUUAUGUUCCAAGCUACUGGCGACCAGACGAGCGAUUCAAGAGUGGAACAAAAACUCUUUUGGGAAUGUCUUUAAUGCUGUUCGCGUAGCGGAGGAGAAUGUGCUCCGUGCGGAGUUCCGAGUUGAGCAUGAUGACUCGGAGGAGGCGCAGAUAGAGCUGAGCAGAGUUCAAACGGAGUUGAGGCAUGCACUAUUGAUUGAGGAGCAGUUUUAG
Coffea eugenioides is the source of this 792-nucleotide messenger RNA. RefSeq lists its product as uncharacterized. NCBI's taxonomy places the organism in Eukaryota, Viridiplantae, Streptophyta, Magnoliopsida, Gentianales, Rubiaceae. The transcript is spliced from 2 exons. The record is from RefSeq and is a predicted model, not a curated record. The coding region runs from base 1 to 792 and encodes 263 amino acids.